Messenger RNA from Engraulis encrasicolus (European anchovy), 2278 nucleotides. RefSeq names its product phenylalanyl-tRNA synthetase 2, mitochondrial (gene fars2). The coding region runs from base 73 to 1701 and encodes 542 amino acids. Gene Ontology annotation, cellular component: mitochondrion; cytoplasm. The transcript has 9 exons. Lineage: Eukaryota; Metazoa; Chordata; Actinopteri; Clupeiformes; Engraulidae. Gene Ontology annotation, biological process: phenylalanyl-tRNA aminoacylation. The record is from RefSeq and is a predicted model, not a curated record. Gene Ontology annotation, molecular function: phenylalanine-tRNA ligase activity; ATP binding; tRNA binding.
UAGACACCUACAGUGUGCAGACAGGGGUCCUUCUGGCUACAAGAGAGCUCCUGCUAGUCCCCUGGCUACACCAUGAGGAUGUCCUAUAGCCGCUGCCUUCAGCUGCUGCUGCCUCGAGGGCCUGAGAGGGGCUACGGCUACAGACGCUGCCUCUACUCCUGCAGCCGAGCCAACAGGCCGGCCAUACAGCCGUCUCCCCACAGUCCCAGCAGCACCCACUCCCUCAGACCCCUCAGCACCAAUACUCUCCCAUCGCCAUCGACAUCUCCAUCACCAUGUGGGAACAGACAGAACACUGUGGGCCGCCGUCUGCACUCGGUCAGAUGGCUCAGCGGUGAUGCCCUCGCCUCUCCAUCUCCGUCUCCAUCUCCGUCUCCGUCCCUGCUCAAGCUGAACAGCACACUGCUGACGGGUGGCUGUCACUCACCCAGACGCUUCAGCAGCGACGGCCUCCCCUCUCCCUCUCCCUCCCCCGUCGUCAAACAAAACGCCCUGACGGUAGGUGGCCACGCAUACGACUGCGACGACUACACCAACGCGACGCCCAAGAUCCUCUCCAAGGUGGGCUGCAACCUGCACAACCGGCCGCACCACCCGCUCUGGCUCAUCAAGGAGCGCAUCAAGGCCCACUUCUACGCCGCCUACAUGGGCCGCCACGGCAACCCCCUCUUCUCCGUCUUCGACAACCUGAACCCCGUGGUGACCACGGAGCAGAACUUCGACAGCCUGCUCAUCCCCAAGGGCCACCCGAGCCGGAACAAGGGCGACAAUUACUACCUGAACCAGAGUACCAUGCUGAGGGCCCACACGUCGGCCCACCAGAGCGAGCUCAUCAGGUCGGGGCUGGACGCCUUCCUGGCGGUGGGGGACGUGUACCGCAGGGACGAGAUCGACGCCUGCCACUACCCCGUCUUCCACCAGAUGGAGGGGGUGCGCCUCUUCAGCAACCAUGAGCUGUUUGCGAAAGUGACUCACGGCGAGGACCUGAGUCUGUUCGAGGCUCGUGGGCGUCGCACGGCUCAGAAGCAGGAGGCCCACUCCCUGGAGGCCGUCAAGCUGCUGGAGUUUGACCUCAAGCAGACGCUCACCAAGCUCGUCAGGCACCUCUUCGGGGCAGAGCUUGAGAUCCGCUGGGUGGAGUGCACCUUCCCCUUCACACACCCCUCCUUCGAGAUGGAGGUGCUGUUCCAGGGGGAGUGGCUGGAGGUGCUGGGCUGUGGAAUCAUGGAGCAGGAGAUCGUACACGCAGCGGGGGCAACCGAUAAGGUGGGCUGGGCGUUUGGCCUGGGUCUGGAGCGUCUCGCGAUGGUGCUCUACGACAUCCCGGAUAUCCGCAUCUUCUGGAGCGAAGACGAGCGGUUCCUGAAGCAGUUCCACCUGCCCAGCAUCGAUCACCCCGUCACCUUUCAGGCGCUCAGCAAGUUCCCUCCUCUGCUGAAUGACAUCUCCUUCUGGCUGCCCAGCGAGGGCUACUCCGAUAACGACUUCUACGACCUGGUGAGGAGCAUCGGAGGAGACUUGGUGGAGAAAGUGGACGUGGUGGACAAGUUCACCCAUCCCAAGACGAAGCGUACGAGCCACUGCUACCGCAUCACCUACCGCCACAUGGAGCGCACGCUGACGCAGGACGAGGUGCGGAUCGUACACCAGGCCAUCGAGAGAGCCGCCGAGGAACAGCUGGGUGUCCAGGGGAGGUACUGAUGGCCAUUGAGAGAACCGCCGAGGAACAGCUCAGGGUCCAGGGAAGGUACUACUGAGCGAUCUCCACUUGAUCUUUUGUGGAGGUGGAGUCGAGGUACUGAGAGUUCGGGCACGUUUGUGAUGGCUCAGGCUGCGAAAAUCUGUGCUACGCGCAUGCACAAGCCAACAUUACAGUGCACUCUGGACUCCCUUUCUCAAAAGCAUUGUUGCUAACUCUGUUAGCACCUUACUAUUUUUCCAAUGGGAAAUUGCAUUGCAACCAAGUAAGUUGCUAACUUUGUUAGCAACGAUGUUGUCGAUGUUGACGCACCCCAGGUUUGGAAAUUCUAACCAGAAUGCUCAGAUUUUCACUGCAUGUGGCAUCUCAAACGGGGGCCAUAAAAACACUCUUUCUGGAGUGGAAAAGAGAUGUGGGGGUGGGACUGGAUCCUACAACGUGUCCUGUGACAUCUAUGUGGUGGACAGCUCUAGAUACAGGAGAGGUAACCGGGUUGAGAGAAGGUACCGAUACAACCCACUCACUCAUUCCUCUCUGGGGGGAGGGUGGGUCAAGGGGACUUACUUCUUAAGAAGAGGA